Molecule: messenger RNA, 1818 nt
Organism: Cladocopium goreaui
Lineage: Eukaryota; Dinophyceae; Suessiales; Symbiodiniaceae
Source: the annotation of a GenBank genome assembly
AUGGGCAAAGGAGGCUGCAGAAGGCAAGCAACACCCACCAUAGAUAUGGAGCACCUGGAGGACCUCCUGAAGGACCAUGUGAGGAAGGUGGAGCACUCCCAGGCUUUUCAGUUUGGCAAGUAUCUGAGCAUCAGCAAGGCACAAGCUAUCAAUGCUGGAGCCCUACUAGCUCAGGAAGACUUCUUGUUGAAGUUGAUGGCAGUGAGUGAUGGGCUCCUUUUCAACUACAAGGAUUUGAAAGAAGGGUUCACCCAAGUGUGCAGAGCUUUCCCUGGCUUGAAGGAAAGCUUUGAUUUGGAGAUGAGGUCAACACUGGGUGGGAAGUUGGCUGAAUCAACCAUGACUAUGUGCACACACAUGCGAAGACUGAGAGUGCCCCAGAAGUUUCAAGAGGCUUGCAGUACCCUCAGUGACUGGCAAGUUGAAAAGCUGGAAGGGUUGAGGGCAGCAUUUGGUGUGGACACAGAUAAAGGGCCAAAUGGGAAAAGUGGUGCUUCAGGGUCAAAGGCAAAGAAGGAAGAAGAAUCAAGAGAAGAAGAUGAGGAAGGAAGCUGUGAGACCCAAGAUUUGUUAGAUUUGGAAGUCCCCAGAACUCCUGGAAAGGAUGGCCCCAGCUUGUUGGAUGCUGCCCUGCAGGUGUCACCUGUGCCUGCCAGGAAGCAGAACCUCAAAGCUGCCAUGGGCUUGAAGAAGCCUGCUGCAGCUGGGAGCAAGAAGCCUGCAGGCAAGAUUUUGAAGGAGAUCAACAAGAAGAGUAAGAUAGCAAAGGCAAAGGUGAACAAGGACAAGGUCAACUACAAGGAAGCUGAGAUGAGGCUCAUGCCUUAUAGGAAGACAACUGCUGUGGCAGUGGUGGCAAAGGGUGUUGGGCAGCUUUUCCAGGUGGUGACUUUCAAGAAUGUCGAGAAGAACAGCAAGGCUGCAAGGAAGCUCAUGGAGAUGCUGAAGAAGGGUAGCUCCUUAGCUGAUGUUUUGGCAGCCAAGGCUACUCAGGCCACCCAGCCUCAGGCCACUCAGGCCACCCAGCCUCAGGCUGCCCAGCCUCAGGCCACCCAGCAGGCUGCCCAGCCUGCCCAGCCUGCACAGGCUGCUGCCACUGAGCCAGGAAAAGGAAAAGGAGGCAAGAAGGAAGGCAGCACAGCAGAGGAGGAAGGAAGCAAGAAGAAGGACUUCAACCCCAGCCAGGGUGGGCUACAGAGCAAGGGCUACAGAGAGAUGCUGAGGCAGCUCCACCACCAGAAGGCACCUGAGAUGGCCUGGAAUGAAUUCCAGGAUCGGCUGGGAAUGGCAGCUAGUGAGAGGAUGGAGUUGGGAUGGCUGAAGGAGGACAGCCUGAGAGUACACCUGAGGAAGGCCUACCACAAGUAUGUGGAGGAGAAGCAGGGGAAGGGAAUGGCCUCUGCCUUUGACACCUUCCUGGAGGAGAUGAUCGACUACAUGGACAACCAGGUCCAGGAAGAAGAUGAAGCCAUGGGAACAGGACCCAGAGGAUACUUGGUAUGGGUUCCAGAGGAAGACAGUGAGGAGGAGAGCAAGGAAGCUGAGAAGGUGGCUGAGGAGCUCAUGCCCAAUGUGCCUGAGUAUAAAGAUGGGAGCCUGGACCCAUCUUUUUGGGAAGAGCACUGGAACCUCUUCAAGCAGUGUGGUGAGUGCAAGGAGUACACCUAUGUGAACAAGAACCACAUGCUGAGAGCGCCAGGAUGCAGAGGCUGCAUGAAAGCAGAAUGCAAUGGGAACAGAAAAAAUGGCAAGAAGAACCUGCUCAAGCUCCUGGCGAAGCACCAUGGCGAGUCAUGGGUGAUGCAGUACUGCAAGUAG